Molecule: messenger RNA, 867 nt
Organism: Dictyostelium discoideum AX4
Lineage: Eukaryota; Evosea; Eumycetozoa; Dictyosteliales; Dictyosteliaceae
Exons: 3
Coding region: 1-867 (288 amino acids)
Source: RefSeq, a predicted model, not a curated record
AUGAAAACUAUAUUAUCAUUAUUAUUUAUUUUAAGUAUUUUUUCAAAUUUAUAUUUUGUUAAAUCGCAACAAUCGGUUACAGUACUUUCAGAUUCAAUUGAAUCAUUUGGAACAAUUGAAACUGUUAAAUCAGGUGCUUCAAUUUACUCUUUCACAUUGACCUCCAAAUUACCAACCAACAUUACUGUAACACCAUGUUUUGGAACUUUCGAUAUUUAUGUUAGUCUAAACAAUAUUAUAACAAAUAAGAGUGCAACCUAUUAUGGUGAAUGGGAUCCAUCUGUAAAAGCACUUGGAACAAAUUUAAAAGCAUUACCUGAAAAUACUAUUAUCUAUAUUGCUGUUAUGCCAUUAGAAGAAUAUGAUUUCAAAAACAAAACAUAUGCCGCAUCCUUCUCUGUUUUAAUCACUACAAAUGAACAAGAUCUUGUUGUUCCAUAUUUACCAAUACCAGCAAGAGAUGGUGGUGUUGAUAUUAAAUUAACAAAUGGUGGUAAAUCAGGUACAAUUAGUUUUUAUAAAACUGGAAAUUCUACUGAUAAUUAUACAAUUUACACUUUUUAUGGUACUAGACCAAAAGGAAGUUUCCCAUUCUCUGCAUGUGGUGUUAAAUUUUAUGCAACUGAAAACAAUCAAAAGAUUGAAGAUAAUGGUGACAAUGAAGCAUCUGCUACUUUCACUGGUUUAAAUACUAAAGAACCAACUGGUUUAACUGUUGUUGUUACUAGAAAGACAAAGAAUUUUUCAAGUGCCUAUGAUUAUGCUGUUUUUAAUGCUCCAAAUUCUUCAUCUUCUUUAAAAUCAACUUUCUUAAAUUUAAUUCCAGCUUUCUUUAUUUGUAUUUUUAUUUCAUUUUUAUUAUUGUAA